Monomorium pharaonis (pharaoh ant) is the source of this 5057-nucleotide messenger RNA. RefSeq lists its product as uncharacterized. The record is from RefSeq and is a predicted model, not a curated record. Lineage: Eukaryota; Metazoa; Arthropoda; Insecta; Hymenoptera; Formicidae. The coding region runs from base 4066 to 4389 and encodes 107 amino acids. The transcript has 2 exons.
CAUACAAAAAAUAAGAAUUAAUCUUUUCAGAAAAUAUUUUUUAUGUAAUGUUUACAUAGAUUAUUAUAAUACGUUGCGUUCUUUAAAUUAAUUGCUAAAAUUAGUUAGUUUUUUCGUCAGAAGUUCUUCUCAAUUUAUAUAAUAAAAUUGUUAAAUUAAAAUAAAAAAUCUCUGUACCGCAAUAAUCAAAAAUCAAAGUUCGUUUGGCAGUGCUACCAACUUAAAUUGAAGCGAGAAAUUUUAGCAGGCGAAUUAAAGCCUUUUUCAAUCGGCUUCCGAGUUAACGCCCUUUUCAACCGGGUUCCGAGUUAACGUCAUUUUCAAUCAGCUUCCGAGUUAACGCCCUUUUCAAAUGGCUUCUGAGGUAAUGCAUUUUUAACCGACUUCCGAGUUAACGCCCUUUUAUUUGGAAAUGACGAUAUAGGCUCGUGAAAAUAUUUGCGCGUGUUCUCUUGUAGUAUCCCCUAACCUUUUUUUGCGGUCGAAAGCUUGCAAUGUUCUAUGUUUGCUGGGAAUUUUCUCUUAGAAUUUACCUUCAAAAUUAUGGUAAUCGUGGAACAACACAAUCUUCGAUGAAUUUUACUAUGCCUUUAGUGAUAUUUAGUAAAAUUUUAGUAAAAUCUAACUGAACUAUUCUGCAAUGUAAAAUGUUUUGGUUAAAUUUUAGUAAAAUUUUAUCAAAUUUUACUAAAAGUAUAGUAAAAAAUUCUUCGAAGUUCGUGUUGUCCUACGACUACCACUGAUUUUAAAGGUAAAUUCUAAAGAUCUAUUAUACAUCUAUAAUACAGUUACGCAGAACGUCUAUUAGACGUCUAUAAUAAGGUUGCACAGAACAUCUACUAGAUGUCUAUUAUACGCGUCUAAAAAAGGUUACUUCGACGUCUAUCUAGAUGCGUCUAUCGAUCUAGAUUAGAUGCGUCUGAUAGAUGUCUGCUCGAUGUCUAUCCGAUCUCGCGUUUCUCCCUGGGAUUAAUGGAUAUACAUGUUAUAUACUAUAAUGUAUAUUUUAAUCAUGUAUAUGAGAUGUACCCUGCUUAAAAUGACAGAUAGGUUAUGAUAGAAUUUCUAUGGUAAUUAAUACGAUAUUGUAUUAAUUAUUAUAGAAAUUUUAUGUGAUUGAGUAAAAUCCAAUCAUAAUCUAUCUGUCAUUUUAAGCAGGGUAUAUACAUUUAACAUACAAGAUAUUUUCUUCACAUUAUGGAAAAAGAUGCAUAUACAUAGAAUGUCCGACGUUAUGUGGGCAUUACGUCUUGAAAUUAUAAAUCAUUAUAAUAUGAUUAUAAUCAAAUUAUAAGCCAUUUUGCUAAGACAUAUACUAUUACACAACAUGCGUUUAUCCAACAGCAACAAUUUGAUGUUACUGAUAAAGUUGUACUGUUAAGAGGAUCCCAAAAGAAAGAGCUAAUUCCGGCAAAAUUCUAUUCCGUUAUAACCUUUAAGGUUUAUCUACAAUAGGAUUGGCAGUAGGUAGUAAAGUAGUAGGACAUAAGCAUUAGCGUAAUUUCUACAACUUUGGGUGCGGUCGAGUUGCCACUCUCAAAUGCUUUGAACGUUUUUGUUCUCUACGCUUCUAUGGAAUGGUCAAGUAGUGCUACCAAUGUUAGCAACACAAACCAAUUUGACCGAUCUAAAAUGUUCUGAUUGACCGAUUUGUAGUGUUUACAAAGUUUUGUACUUACAACAAAAAAGAAAUAUACAAAUAUUUAGUAAAAAUAUUAAUUUAUUUUAAUUUUUAAAAUAUGAAUAAUAAUAUUGUAGCAAUAUGUAUUGUACAAAAAUAUUUAGAGUGUACAAAUUAUCUUUACGGCGAUGAUGAUAUAAUAGACAUUAUAAUAACUUCUAAAAAUAAAAAAAAAAAGAAAACGUACUUAUAAUAUAUAUUGAAAAUUAUGUUGAACAUGUAAUACCGUCACUUAGUAGUGAAUUUAAAUCACAUUUUCGGUAUGUAUGUAAUAAUUAAUAACAUUAAUUACAGUUUUAUUAUAAACCAAUUCGUUAUUUUAUAUUAUAACUAAUUUGUAAGUUAUAUGUAUGUUAUUAAAAAUUUCAAAAUAAAAGUACCCAAAAUUUAUACUUAUAUUUAUAUCGUAUAACUUGAAGAAUGAAACUUUCAACUUUUGAGUUUAUUUUGAAUGAGAUUGGAGAGCAAUUUUGCCGUACUACUUGUGGAAAUGUAAUGAUAGCUGCAGAUAAGCAAUUUUUAUUAAGUUUAUGGCGUUUUGCAACUCCAGAUUCAUAUAGGUAAAUAAGUUGUUGUAUUAUAUUAUGUAGAGUUAUUUUGUUCGGUUAUAACGAUAUAAGAUAUGUUAUAUUAUGUAAUAGUAAAAUAAGAUUAUGCAGCGUUAGUUUGGAUAGAAGAAUAAAUAAAUGGAUGGAUUAAGGGUUGAGUAUGUUAGAAAAUUGUAAACCAAUUAAGUCCUCUUCUUGGCUAUUGUAAUGCUGCAGAGACUAAAGAUUAUUAUUGUUGUGCAGAGACUAAUAAUUAUUAUUGUUGUAGUUAUAUUUAUUACCUUUUGUAUUUUAAUACAAUUACAUAGAACAUAUUUUUAAGAUCAAUAAUUCACAAAUUUAAUGUUGCUAAAGGCACAGCAAUAAAUAGUGUGCGUCGUGUAACUAAAGCUUUAUGCAAACUUUGAUCAAGCUUUAUAGUAUGGUCCACAGAAAAUAAAAUGCAAGAUAUUGUAUCUGGCUUUUAUGAUUUAAGUCGUUUUUCUGAUACUAUUGGGGGGAUGUAGAUGGAACACACAUAAAUAUUCCUGCACCUGCGGUAAAUCCAGAAUCGAAAGAGACAUCAUUCCAUUCAUUUACAAAUAAACGCUUUAAUUAUUUUAAGUAAUAAUUACAAAAGAUUAAUAUUUUUAAUUUUAAUUUACUUAAUUUAGGCAGUUUUUUUAUUAAACAUAUUAUGUUAAUAAUUCAUGAUUGAUUAUUUGAUAAUAAAAACUAAGUAAUUUAAUCUUGAUAAAUACAUCUAUUGUUUAUUAAUUUGUUAUUGUAUAAUUUGUUUUAUUGUUAUGUGUUUAGCUUUUUACAUAUUUUUUAAUACUUAUUAUUGUUGAACUAUCAGAUAUAAUUCUAAGAUAUAAUACGGAAAUAUUUAGAAUUAAAUGUAUUUCAUCAAAAAUGUUUAAGUUAGAACUAAAAAAUACAUUUUUUGUUAUUUUACAUACGUUUCCCAUUAUAAAUUAUUAAUUUGUCAAAUACUUGAUAAAGAUUAGUAAUAUUGAAUUUGUCAAUAAUUAAUAUAAUAUAAUUAAUAAAAUCUAAAGAAAGUUUUUAUAUUACUUAUAAGCUAGUUGUAACCACACAAGAUAUUUUACACAUGUCUAUAUUGGAAAUGUGGGUUCUGUUCACGAUUCUUGUGUUUCCUAUUUAUCAUCUCUACAAGAAUAUAUAAAUAAUCCAAUGAAGUUUCCAAACAAUACACAUUUAAUUGGAGAUGCUGCUUACGCGUUACACAAGCAUUUAUUAGUUCCUCACUCUGAUAAUGGACACCUUACACAAUAUCAGAAAAACUAUAAUUUGUGUCAUUCUUCAACUAGAAUGGUAAUCGAAAGAGCGUUUGGUCCUUUAAAAGGCCGCUGGAGAAGUCUCUUACAGGUUCUGGCAAUGAAUCGUAUAGAUUUUGUAUCUUCAGUGCCGCCAUGUGCGAGAGCAGACGCACAUGGCGGUUCGAGCAGUUAAGAACGUGUUACGUGCCUUUAAGGAAAUUUACGUAAACGUAAAGGAAAAUUACGUAACAUUGUACCAUACCUCAUUUUUCAUAAUCCAAGUUGCUAUAUCAUUGCUCGACUAGUGUAUCCUUCUUUUCCGCGAUUCUUCAACCGUCUUUCCAUUAAUUAUACCACAAUUAUUCAGAAGUGGGAUCUGAAUCAAGAUGUGGGACAAAAAGACACACUUCAAGAGUUUACGAAUUACGAAUUGAAGGAGAUUCUCAAGCAGCUAAAUUUGUCGACGUCAGGAAAUAAAGCAGAAUUAGUGAUAAGGAUAUCGGCAGAGGACCCUGAUGGCCAGUAUGUGAGACGCUAUCGUGAGAGAGUCGACGAAGCGAUCGGCACGUCUAACAUGGCGAGAGCAGGACCCAGCAACGAUUCAUCGAAUAAUGACGACGCAGUGAGAUCAGAUCCGCAAGCAGGCAAUUUGAAGAGCAGAGCUGCCGGAAGAUCAACCUUUCAUGACUAUUACCAUGAAAAGAUCAUCAAAGCCAAUCAAAUUCCAAUACCAGAGGAUGAGAUUCUCGAUUAUAUUAUAGAUGGCAUUUCCGACUCGCAUUUGAAACUCGCAUCUGACCAUGCCAGACUGAAGAAUUUUACGUCAGCUGCAGAAAUGAUGCGUGCUUUAAAAAAAAACCACAAUUUGUUCAGAUUCCAAGGGUUUGAUCCAGGAUGACCAGCAAUAAGAAUGAAGUGAUAGCCAAGGAGUCCAAGUCUACUGCCAAGAAGGAAACUCGACUUAAGAGUAACAGGUGCUACAAUUGCAACCAGGACACCUCGCCAGCGAGUGUAAGCAUCUUUGAAGAGAAAAGAGUUCCUGCUACAGCUAUGAAAAUUUCGGCCACAUGAUCAAGGACUGCUCUAAGAAAUCAGCGCCCGCCGAAAGAAAAGAAAUUGGUAACGUUGAAAGAAUCCAGGCUGAUUGCGAUUUCCAACAAGAUGUCACCUACGAAAUAAAUUAUCCCGAGGUUAAGUAUGUCUUACAAUUAAAUACCUUGUUUGACACAGGAAGUCCUGUCAGUUUUAUUAGAAAACGAUUUGUAAAAUAAUAUGAUACUAAUGGUAUUCGUGAAUUACAGAAUAGCUUCUGCGGCAUUAAUCAGUCAAGGCUUUUAAUUAAAGGCGUUAUUAAGACAGAUAUUUUAUUCAACUAAGUUAAAAAAACGGGUGUUACUUUGUUAGUCGUACCUGACAACACUAUGUCGUCGUACGUAGUUUUAGGACGGGAUACCUUGAAACUUUUUCAGUUACAAUUAACAGAUGUUAAUUUAAACGAGCAGACUAGCGAGAUUAAUGCUGUACUAAAUAUAGAUUUGAAUUAUUCUACUAAUAAUGAUUUGAAUG